Messenger RNA from Paraphaeosphaeria sporulosa, 1547 nucleotides. RefSeq lists its product as uncharacterized. The transcript has 2 exons. Lineage: Eukaryota; Fungi; Ascomycota; Dothideomycetes; Pleosporales; Didymosphaeriaceae. Gene Ontology annotation, biological process: siderophore biosynthetic process. The record is from RefSeq and is a predicted model, not a curated record. The coding region runs from base 136 to 1443 and encodes 435 amino acids.
AGCAGCAUCGCCGUUGACCUCGGCUUUUGCUCUACCUCGUGCUGCAAGAACUAUAGUGAGCUGCGUGGAUUUUCUGUAGACGAAACUCGCCUUCUUACAAUCAGUGUGCUACUUUCGCGAACGGACUUGUUCAAUAUGGCCCAACAUUCAGCUGAAACACUUGUUCUGAAGCUACCUCAUCCAUACCUAACCUCGUAUGACAUUACGAACAAAGCUGCCGCUGGACAGUUGAAGCGGUUCCAAAUCUCUCUCUCUGCAGAGCAGUCGAAAACGAAUGGGGCCCCUCCACCGGUGACGCUUCACCACGACAGCCUCUCAUUCAGCGACAUAGCCUUCCUGGAGGGAACCUCAAUUCCAGCCAAAGGCGACAACAGUUCAUGGGCAAGAGCUCGACGAGCACCCUACACAACGAUCGCCUGGUCUGGAGACAGACCCUCUGUUGCACAACUUUGGCUAACUGCCUACGCUCUGAUUUCGCAACAUCCCUUCGUCGAAAACAUUCGCGUUUUGUUCUCUGGAAACGAUGCUAUAUCUCUUGCAACAGAACUCUAUGCGACCGGCCUUUUCCACCCGCAUCCACGGGGCUCAAGUACAUCGUCCCCACACGACGGUGAUUUACUGCUGCGGAGUACCUUCUGGCAAGGAGCUGCGUCUCCAUUCGGUGCCCGUCCCGUAUGGGCGCCGCUUCUUGAUGCUCACAACAAGCCGAUAGCAGCAGAAUACCCGCCCUUUCCUUUCCAAACCGCACCAAGCACGGUGUUCCCCGCUCUUCCACGGCACACUAUGCAUCCUGUACGCCGGCCUAAACCUGCUCCUGGAUCUGUCAUCUAUAGCCGCUGGAUUCCCCAUCUACAGGAGCAUUUUACGAUGAUUGCACUGGACUACACAAAUGACGAGCAUCUGCGUCUGUUCAAUAUAUGGCAGAAUGACCCACGUGUGGCUGCAGGUUGGAACGAAACCGGGACGCUAGACCAGCAUCGCGAGUACCUACGAAAGCUGCACGAAGACCCACACGUGGUGACCAUGUUUGCAGCUUUCGAUGAUGUGCUGUUCGCUUAUUUCGAAGUCUACUGGGCCAUGGAGGACCACAUGGGUGCACACUUCCUCGCGUCGCCCUAUGACCGUGGCCGACAUUCACUGGUUGGCGACGUCAGAUUCAGGGGACCUUACCGAGUCUCUGCUUGGUGGUCUGGACUUAUGCACUACAUGUUCCUGGAUGAGCCACGUACCUGGAACCUUGUGGGCGAGCCGGCGCAAACCAGCAGCACGGUUCUCGCUUACGACUUCGUCCACGGCUUCCACGUCGAGAAACUGAUCGACUUGCCGCACAAGCGAAGUGCAUUGAUGAUGGUCAACAGAGAGAAGUUCUUUGCACUCAGUCCAUUUGUAUGGGAUGGUGAGAAGAAGGUUCGUCCUAGCCUGGACGCUCUUGCAAAGUUGUAAUUACAUUCAAUAUCCGGGCGUGAUCCAGCCAAAUUCAGCCGCACCAGUAUGCACUCCAUAGAGUCACAGUGGAUUGACACGAAUAUGGAUGUAGGCAUGCGCAC